Messenger RNA from Neofelis nebulosa (Clouded leopard), 8118 nucleotides. It is a transcript of the gene ZNF18, whose product is annotated as zinc finger protein 18. The record is from RefSeq and is a predicted model, not a curated record. Gene Ontology annotation, molecular function: DNA-binding transcription factor activity, RNA polymerase II-specific; RNA polymerase II cis-regulatory region sequence-specific DNA binding. Gene Ontology annotation, biological process: regulation of transcription by RNA polymerase II. Bases 5981 to 7612 code for a protein of 543 amino acids. The transcript is spliced from 7 exons. Lineage: Eukaryota; Metazoa; Chordata; Mammalia; Carnivora; Felidae.
GAGAGAGAGAGCGCACACACAUGACUGAGCGUGGGGGAGGAGCAGAGAGAGAGGGGGACACAGAAUCCGAAGCAGGCUCCAGGCUCCAAGCCAUCAGCACAGAGCCCAACUCACGAACCGUGAGAUCAUGACCUGGGCCAAACACGGAUGGACACUUAACUGACUGAGCCACCCGGGUGCCCCAGUAUUAUAUUCCUUUACGUGAAGUUAUAAAUGGGAUUGUUUCCUUAAUUUCUCUUCCUGCUACUUCAUUAUUAGUGCAUAGGAACACAACAGAUUUCUGUAUGCUAAUUUUGGAUCCUGUAGCUUUACUGAAUUCAUUUUUCAGUUCUAAUAGUUUUUUCAUGCAGGCUUUAGGGUUUUCUAUAUAUACUAUGUUAUUUGCAAAUAGUGACUUCUUCCUUACCAGUUUGGAUGUCUUUUAUUCCUUUUUCUUGUCUGAUUGCUGCAGCUCAGACUUCCAAUACUAUGUUGAAUAAAAGUGGUGAGUGGACAUCCUUGUUUUGUUUCUGAUCAUAAAGCAAAAGCUUUCAGGUUUUCACGACUGAGUACGAUGUUAGCUGCAGGUUUUUCAUGUAUGGCCUUUUUAUUUUAAGGUAUGUUCUCUCUAAAUCCACUUUGUUGAGAGUUUUUAUCAUGAAUGGAUGUAUUUUGUCAAAUGCUUUUUUGGUAUUUGUUGAAAUGAUCAUAUAGUUUUAAUUCUUUUUCUUGUUAAUGUGAUGUAUUACAUUGAUUUGCGAAUAUUGAACCAAUUGAUCGAGGUUUUUUUUUCAAUGUAUUGUUGAACUUGGUUUGCAAAUAUUUUGUUGAGAUUUUUUGCAUCUAUGUUCACCAGAGAUAUUGGCCUGUAGUUUUCUUUUUUUUGUAGUGGCUCUGUCUGAUUUUGGUGUUAGGAUAAUGCUCGUCUUGUAGAAUGAAUUUGAAAGUUUUCCUUCCUCUUCUGUUUUGGAAUAGUUUGAGAAGAAUAGAUAUCAACCCUUCUUUAAAUAUUUGGUCGAGUUCACCUGUGAAGCCAUUUGGUCCUGGACUUUUGUUUGUUAAAAGUAUUGGUUAGUUAUUCAGUUUUGUUACUAGCAGUUGUUUCAUUCAAAUUUUCCAUUCCUAAUUCAGUUUUGGAAGAUUGCAUGCUUCUAGGAACUUAUCCAUUUUUUUCUAGAUUGUUUAAUUUGGUGGUAUAUAAUUUUCAUCAUACUCUUUUAUAAUCCUUUGUAUUUCUGUGGUUAUUUUUCUUUCAUUUUUUAAAAAAAUUUUUAAAAUGUUUAUUUAUUUUUGAGAGAGGGAGAGACAGAGUGCAAGCUGGGGAGGGGCAGGGAGAGACAGAGUGCAAGCUGGGGAGGGGCAGAGAGAGACAGGAAGACACAGAAUCCAAAGCAGGCUCCAGGCUCUGAGCUGUCCGCACAGAGCCCAACGUGGGGCUUGAACCCAUGAACUGUGAGAUCAUAACCUGAGCUGAAGUCGGAUGCUCAACCAACUGAGCCACCCAGGUGCCCCUUUCAUUUCUGAUUUUAUUUAUUUGAAUCACCUCUCUCUUCCUUUUUUGAUGAGUCUGGCUAAAGAUUUAUCCAUUUUGUUGAUCUUUUCAAAGGACCAGCUCCUGGUUUCAUUGAUCUUUUUCUAUGCUUUUUAGUUUCUAUUUUUAUUUCUGCUCUACUCUUUAUUACAGUAAGACCUUGGAUCGCAAGUAACUUGUUUUGUGAGUGUUCCUCAAGACGAGCAAACAUUUCUAAAAAUCUUACUUGAUAAACAAGCGAUGUCUUGCAAUAUGAGUAGUAUGUGAUGUUCAAUGUCACAUGAUCACAAGUGAGCUGGUGGUUCUUGAAAUUCACUUUGAUAUACAAGUGCUUUGGGUUACAAGCAUGUUUCCAGAAUGAAUUAUGCUCGCAAACCAAGGUUUAAUGUGUUUCCUCCCUUCUACUCGUUUUGGGUUUUGUUUGUUCUUCUUUUUCUAGCUCCUUUAGGUGUAAGUUUAGGUUGUUUAAGAUUUUCCUUCUGAAGGCAGGCCGAUAUGGCUAUAACUUCCCUCUUAGAACUGCUUUUGUUGCAUCCCAAAGAUUUUAGGUUGUUUUCAUUUGUCUCCACGUAUUUUUCGAUUUCCUCUUUGACGUCUUGGUUGACCUCUUCAUUGUUAGAUAACAUGUUGUUUAGCCUCCAUGUGUUUGUGUUCUCUCCAGAUUGAUUUCUAGUUGUGGUUAGAGAGGAUGCAGGAUAUGACUUUAGUCUUUUUAAAUUUACUGAGACUUGUUUUGUGGCCUAACAUGUGAUGCCUUGGAGAAUGUUCCAAGUGCACUUGGAAAUAAUGUAUCCUGCCGGUUUUGAAUGGAAUGUUCUGUAUAUAUGUCUUAGUUCCAUCUGGUCUACUGUGUGGUUUAAAGCCAGUUUCUUUGUUGAUUUUAUGUCUGGAUGAUCUAUCCGUUGAUGUAAGUAGGGUGUUAAGUUCCCCUAUUAUUAUGGUAUGACCGCCAGUUUCUUCCUUUAUGUCUUUUAAUAUUUGCUUUAUGUAUUUAGGUGCCUUUAUGUUGGUCGCAUAAAUAUUUGCAAUUGUUAUAUCUUCUUGUUAGAUUGAUCCCCGUAUUAUAUGGUGUCCUUCUUUGUCUCUUGUUUAUAGUCUUUGUUUUAAAGUCUGUUUUGUCUGAUACAGUAUUGCUACUCUGGCUUUUUUGUCCCCCUCCACUUCUAUUUGCAUGGUAUAUGUUUUUCCAUCCCUUCACUUUCAAUCUGUACCGUCUUUAGGUCUGAAGUGAGUCUAUUACAGGCAGCAGAUAGAUGAGUGUUGGUUUUUUUGUUUUUUUGUUUUUAUUCAUUCAGUUACUCUGUAUCUUGAUUUGGGGCACUUAGACCAUUUAAAGUAAUUGUUAUCAUUACAUAUUUAUCGCUGUUUUAACUGUUUUCUUGUUAUUUUUGUAGUUCUCUGUUGCUGUCUUCUCUUGCUCUCUUCCCUUGUGGUUUGAUGGGUUUCUUUAGUGUUAUGUUUGGAUUCCUUUCUCUUUAUUUUUUGUGUACCUAUUAUAGGUUUUUGAUUUGUGUUAACUAUUGGGCUUGUAUAUCACAUUUAUAACAGUCUCUGUUUAGUUGAUGGUUGCUUGAAUUUGAACACAUUCCAAAAGCAGAUAUCUUUCUAUUCUUAUUUUUGAAAGAUGUUUUUACUGGAGUGGAAAUCUGGGUUGAUAACUCUUUUCCUAGAAUUUGGAUUUGGUUCUUUGUUAUAAUUUCAAUUUCUCUGUGGAACGUCCCUAUGUCUACUUUCAUUAUGGCUAUAUUUUUCUUGCAGUCCUUGGGCCAUCUUUGGGUUGGUUUCUCCUGUUUUUUUUCCCAUGACUUGGAGUCACAUUAUCAUGUUUUUAAAUGUCUAAUAAUUUGGGGUUACAUCUCGAAUAUUGCGGGUGGCACAUUGUAGGAUUCUGUGAUCUUCCUCUGAGGAGUAUUGAGUUUUGUUCUGGCAGGCAGUUGAGUUACUCAUUGAUCACCUUUGACUUGUGUUAGCUUGGUUUUAUGCCUUGUUAGGACAGAUCUCUCUGGAAAGGCCAGAGUGUAUCCUGAGGCGUUCUAACUUGAUUAGGCCAGACCAGGAGGCUGCAUUUCCUCUGUGGAUCUUGUUGAUGCUUGACUUUAGGCUCUUUUAGGGCCAGUUUAGAGUAGAUCUUACUCUAGGGCAUUGUAUUUACUCCUAACUAUCCUAACACGAGGCCUUUCUGGUAUCUCAGGAUGCUUUGGGUAUUAACAGGUAUUAACGAGGUCUCUCCAUUCUUAAUGGUCACAAACUCAAAUAUCUCUCAUUCCUGAUUGGCAUUUAUUUUGUAUCUCUUUUGCUCUUAACCCUGUAGCAUCUGCUGUCUGUUAAACUUUGCAUAACUUCACCCUGCCCCCGUGCAGUCCAACCCUUGGCCAAGGGCUCACAGGAAAACCCCACACAGACUUCUUCAUGACCACCCCCCUCCCUGCCAUAGCUCCAUUCUUUCCACUGCUCUGUUGUUCAGAUUCCAGAUACUAAAGCAGCUCCAAGUUCUGAUCUCUCCCUCCUCAGUUUGUUGAGACCACCGAACUCCGCUUGAGCUCCAGCUUCCUGCACCAUUGUUGGGAAAUUGUCGCCAUGCAGACAGCCAGAUGAUCCUGGGCCUCUUCCCCAUGAGGUUUUCUUCUCUCGGGGACCUCAUUCUUGUCUGCCAGUUGUCUAGUGCAGGAAAACAAUUGCCCUAAACGUUUUCUGUAGUUCUGUAGUUGUUGACAGUGGGUGGGCUGGCCUUACUACCAGGUACUCUGCUAUGGCCGGAAACAGAAUUGCUCAAACACGUCUGUACUGAGCACAUCAUCAGCUUGGCACCCUGCCUUCUGUUUGAAUAAAUGAACGAAAUUUGUGGGUUUCUUGUUGAACCAAAAAAUACGUGCAAUGAGGUCCACAUAUGAAACCUGUAAUAUUGGGUUAAUCCUUUAUUAAAUUUUUUUAAAAAUUUGUAUUUGUUUUUGAGAGAGAAAGAGAGAGACAGAGCAUGAGCAGGGGAGGGGCGGAGAGAGAGGGAGACACAGAAUCUGAAGCGGGUUCCAAGCUCCAAGCUGUCAGCACAGAGCCCGACGUGGGCUUGAACUCACGAGCCAUGAGAUCAUGACCUGAGCUGAAGUUGGAUGCCUAACUGACUGAGCCACCCAGGUGCCCCUGGAUUAAUCCUUUAAUCCUUUUUACUUCUUCCCCCCCCCCCUUUUUUUUUAAUGUUUCUUUUUGAGAGAGAGAGCGAGAACAUGAGUGGGGAGGGGCAAAGAGGGAGGGAGACAGAAUCCCGAGCAGGUUCCCCACUGUCAGUGCAGCGCCCAAUCCGGGGCUCAUACGCACAAGCCAUGAGAUCACAUGACCUGAGCGGAAAUCAAGAGCGGGGCACUUAACUGAGCCACCCGGUGCCCCUCACCCUUUCCUUUUUUUGCUUGAAACGUUUUAUUUUUUAUUUUACUUUAUUUUUUGUUUAUUUAUAGUUUUUAAAUGAUUUUCUGAUACAGGAUGAGUUGUUUGAAGUGCUAGGCAUGAAGACAUUCCUUCUUGUACCACAAGGAAAAGGCAGCAAUGAAAAGCUGGAGUAUUCUACCGAUCUCUAAUUAAGCCAGACAGAUUAACUGAUUGGGUGUGUCUGUUUGCUUUUAUGGUUCCAAUUAGUGUUUUGGAGGAAUGAUGGCCUGCAACGCUUUUAUAACAUUUAAGGAUUGGCCCAAUAAUCCAAUAUUAGGAUCCUAUGCAAGACAGUUAACUAGAAAUAGUUUUAAAUAAACUGAUCCUUUAAGCAUUUCUAAAUACUACCUUUGUCAUUUAACAUUCCUUUUUCCACCAGCUUAGCCACUCACUGUCUUCCAGAUUUUUAGGCCAGUUGCCAUAAAAUAGUGCUCACUUACUUCAAGGCCAGAGGAAUGUUUUUGGGGGUAGUCACUGUUGGUUCUAAGCCUUCUCUAACCCCGGAGUUGAACAUUUCAUUUGCGACAGGUUUUUCAUCGAUUCCCACACAGUCUCAUUUUCCACACUGCCCUCAGAAGAGGUCACCUGGAAAUUUCGUUGCACCUGUUGGGGAAGAAUUAAUUUGUCCUCUUUCACCCCUUAUUCCUUAUGGAAGCGUCAGGUCGUUUCAGCAUCACCCCUUCUAGGGUGUUGAUGACGUCUUUGUUCAGCUUUACCGUUUAGUCUGCACGCUCGCGGGUGCGGUUAAGGAAGUGUCGUGUGGAAGAGCCGUUCACGUGGAACACCGGGGUGCAAAUGCUUCACGUGAUGCAUUUCAUCCUUCUACUGGGUCUGGCCUUUUGAAGCCCAAGAGAGAAUGUCGUAAGACGGUCUGGGUGAAGAUGCCAGUUUAGAUACCGUAUUAAGCGACUUGCUUGGCGGCUUCAGCACCGGCUCUCUCUCCCUCUCGAGUGUCCCUGUGACAGCCUCGGUGAAGACUUGGUCCCCCCCCCCACCCCCGAGACAGCCCCAUCCGGGAAACCCUUCACCCAAAGGGACCCGCCGAGCCAGAUGAUGCCUGUCGACCUGGGGCAGGCCCUGGCCCUGCUGCCGCAGCUGGCGAAGGCCGAGGACUCCCCGUUCUGCGGACCAGACGCUGCCCCUCGAGGGGAGCUCUCUAACCCCGAGACCGCCCGCCAGCUCUUCAGGCAGUUUCGUUACCAGGUGACGUCUGGGCCCCACGAGACCCUGAGACAGCUUCGGAAGCUCUGUUUCCAGUGGCUGCAGCCAGAGGUUCACACGAAGGAGCAGAUCCUGGAGAUCCUCAUGCUGGAGCAGUUCCUGACCAUCCUGCCCGGGGAGAUCCAGACGUGGGUGCGGACCCAGUGUCCGGGCAGCGGCGAGGAGGCGGUGACCCUCGUGGAGAGCUUGAAGGGAGACCCCCAGAGACUGUGGCGGUGGAUCAGCAUCCAAGUUCUGGGACAAGAAAUCUUAUCGGAGAAGACGGACUCCGCAAGCUGCCGCGUGGGGGGAGCGGGGCGCCAUCUUGAAAUGGCGUCUCAGGAGCUGGGACCUCGGGCCUCCCCCUCCAGGCCUGGGGAGCCGCCGAGCCGUGCUGUGAAAGAGGAGUCUGACAUGGAGCAAGAAUUAGCGCUGGCCGCUGCCGCCCUGGACGAAAGGCUUGUCGGAGACCAGGACUUCACAGCCUCCGCGCUCCAAGCAGCACCUCAGGAGACGUGGAGGCACCUGGAGUCCGUCCAGAAGGAGCAGUACUGGGAUCUCAUGCUGGAGACCUACGGGAAGAUGGUCUCCGGAGGCAUUUCCAGUUCCAAGCCUGAUCCGACUGGUUCAACGGGGUAUGGGGAAGAGCCUGCCGGGCGGCACCCUCACCUUAGUGAGAAGAUCCCAAGGCCCACCUGCCUAGGAGACAGGCAAGAGAAUGACAAAGAGAACCUGAAUUUGGAAAAUUGCAGGGGCCAGGAGCCUUCCGACGUCUCCUGCCACGCCUCAGGGGAGGCGCCUUCCCAGGCCUCCUUGAGCGGCCUCUUCGGUGAGGAUGCACCGAGAUGCUUUGGAGAAGUGGACAGUCGCCCCGAGGCCCCGGGAGACCUGCAGGGUGAGGGGCCGGUGGGCCAGCUCUCUCCUCAAGAGAGGAAUUCUGGGAAACAGCAUGUGGCCAGUCCUCAUCCAGAAGAACUGUCCCUGCUGUGGCUGGAGGAGAAGAGAGACGCCUCCCCGAAGGGGCAGCCGAGGGCCCCCAUGGCCCAAAAACUCCCCACCUGCAGGGAGUGUGGGAAAAGCUUUUACAGGAAUUCUCAGCUUGUUUUUCACCAGAGAACUCACACUGGAGAGACGUACUUCCAGUGCCCCACCUGCAAAAAAGCCUUUCUGCGGAGUUCAGACUUUGUGAAGCACCAGAGAAUCCACACGGGGGAGAAGCCCUGUAAAUGUGGCCACUGUGGCAAAGGCUUCAGUGACUUCUCGGGACUGCGUCACCACGAGAAGAUCCACACGGGAGAGAAGCCCUACAAAUGUCCCAUCUGCGAGAAGAGUUUUAUUCAGAGGUCAAACUUUAACAGGCAUCAGAGAGUGCACACAGGAGAGAAACCGUACAAGUGUCCCCGCUGCGGGAAGAGUUUCAGCUGGAGCUCGAGCCUUGAUAAACAUCAAAGAUCCCACUUAGGAAAGAAGCCCUUUCAGUAGCCAAGCUCCCUGAGCCCAUUUCUGUCUCUGGGCCAUUUAAAAAUACUUCCUUCCAUCUGGAGACAUCGCAUCUCUUAAAGGCCAGCCCUGUUCUCUCUGUUAUUUUAUGGAUUCGAGAGGAGAGUCACCAGGGCACGGCUUUGGACUUGGAGGACAUGUUGGCCUCUGGGUUGGAUUUCGUGUGGGUUUCAUUUCUUGCCUCUGCGUCGGGAGAAAGAGUGGUUUUUCUCCGUCAGCUCGUCUCUUGCGGUGGAUCCCUCAGGGAGAAAGGUUCAGUUGGAGGUCCUGUUCUACAAGUGCCGUCUGGGGAGAGCUCAACUGGAUUGGCUGCAUGGCAGCUCGGGGGAAGGGCCUGGGAUCAGCGGUUGAGGAGGGGGGUUCGGGAGCAGGCCUUCUGUCACAGGAAGGGCAGCAGAGAGGGCCAGUGAGCUCACGUGUGUUCCUUGCCACACGGGUGCAAAACUAACCUCAAGUGUCUCUCGUUCUAAAUAAACUUCUUAGAGUUA